Molecule: messenger RNA, 1041 nt
Organism: Salvia hispanica
Lineage: Eukaryota; Viridiplantae; Streptophyta; Magnoliopsida; Lamiales; Lamiaceae
Product: protein FAR1-RELATED SEQUENCE 6-like
Biological process (GO): DNA transposition
Molecular function (GO): DNA binding; transposase activity
Source: RefSeq, a predicted model, not a curated record
AUGGCAUCAUAUCAUUGGGUUGGAGAAAAGGCAAUCCCUUUUUUAAAGAAAGAUCCAAACAUGGGAGCAAUAAAGUUGCAAAAUGAGUUGCAGGAGAAGUAUGUCACCACAAUUCAUUAUUCUACUAUAUAUGCCGGUAUGCAAAUUGCAUGUGAAAAUUUGUAUGGAACAUGGGAGGACAGUUUUGGGAAUUUGUUUAACUUUAAGGCAAUGGUUGAGCUUAAAUGCCACGGAGUGUGGCCAUAUUUAAGUGUAGAUGCAACAGCUCUUAAUGGUAGAUGGAAUGGACAACUAGCUUCAGCUACUGCAUUAGAUAGGCACAACUGGAUAUUUCCACUUGCUUUUGGGUUGUUUGAAAGUGAGACCAAUGAAGAAUGGAUUUGGUUUAUGGAGCAGCUAAAGAGGGCAAUUGGAAGUCCACCUCAUUUAGCUAUUUGCUCAGAUGCAUGCAAGGGGUUGGAGAAUGCUGUGAAGGCGGUGUUUCCAUGGGCAGAGCAUAGAGAGUGUUUUAUCCACUUGAUGAAAAAAUUUUCUAAGAGGUUUCAAGGUCCAAUUUUUGGACACAUGUAUCCUGCAGCUAGGACAUUUUGUCCAAUUUAUCAUGAAAAGCUAAUGCACAAGAUGUACGAAGCAAAUGAUAGGGUGCAACCAUUCUUAGAGACAUAUCACAACCUAUUUUGGAUAAGGAGCAAAUUUUCCGAAGACAUAAAAUGUGACUAUAUUACAAACAAUAUUGCAGAAGUAUGGAACAACUGGGUAAAGGACCUUAAGGACCUUCCAAUAGCCGAGCUAGUUGACAGUCUGAGAUCAAAGUUCAUGGAGCUCUAUGCAAGGAGGAGAGAUAUAGGUGAAAGAUUGGAAGGCCACACCAUGCUUCCAAUUGUUGUUCACCAUCUCAAUGUUCUUAGUAGACAAUUGGGCAACUUGAAGGUCAAAGUAGGUGGUAUGGGUGAGGCAGAGGUAACUGAGAUCACAGAUAGACACAAGGUACUUAGACAUGUUGUGAAUCUUGCACAACACACUUGCUCAUGCAAGGAGUGA